AAGAAAAAGUUGUACACAAACGUGCAAACACACACACACACAGAAAACAGAAAUAUUGAAGUUUGGCUGUUGACGAUGAUAAAAACUGAUGCUGAUGACGAUGAUCAUGCUGAUGCUGAUGCUGAUGCUGAUGCUGCUGAUGCUGUAGCUGAUGCUGCUGAUGCUUAUGCUGAUGAAGUUGUUGGAAAAACCGAUGAUAAUGAUGAUGAUGCUGAUGCUGAUGAAGUUGUUGGAUAA
Molecule: messenger RNA, 237 nt
Organism: Enterobius vermicularis (human pinworm)
Lineage: Eukaryota; Metazoa; Nematoda; Chromadorea; Rhabditida; Oxyuridae
Source: the annotation of a GenBank genome assembly